GUUACUCCCCCAUGCAGUGUGGUGGGGGUCACAGUUAAACCUGUUGGCCCCUAAUGAGUUGAUGUUAUUCAGCCUGAACUCUUCCUCUCAGUCUGCAGCCGCCAUCACUCCUCUUCAUCAAUUGGGUUCUUGGUUCUGUUCGGACUGAUGGAGGGCGCCGGUCACAUCAACAUUGCGAUGAUAGAAGACAUCAGCACCAAUGGGACGUCUCCAUCAAAGGCGAGUCCGGACUUCAACAGAACCAACCAGGCUUGUGGUUCCACUGUCAGCUUCCACAGCAUCCAGUAUAAAGUCCAAAUGAGGAGCGGCUUCUUCUGCAAAGCCAAACCAAACCCAAAGGAGGUUCUGAUGGACCUCAGUGGGAUUAUGAGGCCUGGCUUAAAUGCUAUUCUUGGACCAACUGGAAGUGGAAAAUCUUCUUUUUUGGAUAUUCUGGCCGGGAGAAAAGAUCCUUUGGGUUUAUUAGGGGAAGUUCUUAUCGACGGAGCGCCACAGCCUCCAAACUUCAAGUGUCUCUCCGGCUACGUGGUCCAGGAAGAUGUCGUCAUGGGGACUCUCACCGUGAGGCAGAAUCUAAGUUUUUCUGCAGCGCUUCGGCUUCCUGCCUCUGUGCCACAACGUGAGAAAGAAGCUCGAGUCGAUCAUCUUCUUAGGGAGCUGUGUCUCACCAAAGUGGCUGACGCUAAGGUGGGCUCACAGCUGACCCGGGGAAUCUCAGGAGGUGAGAGGAAGAGAACCAGCAUUGGGAUGGAGCUGAUCAUCGAUCCUGCGGUUCUGUUUCUGGACGAACCGACCACAGGACUCGACGCCAGCACAGCCAACUCCGUCCUGCUGCUGCUCAAAAGGAUGGCCAGUCAUGGUCGAACUAUAAUCAUGUCCAUCCACCAGCCGCGCUACUCCAUCUACCGGCUGUUUGACACCCUGACUCUGCUGGUUGGUGGGAGAAUGGUGUACCACGGACCGGCCUCCAACGCUUUGGACUACUUUACCAACAUUGGCUAUCCAUGUGAGCCUCACAACAACCCAGCCGACUUCUUCCUGGAUGUUAUAAAUGGAGACUUCACGAAACCAACAAAAGUUCACGACACAGCAGAUCUGACUAUUGAGGAACUUGGUUCUACCAGGCAGAACAUCCAGGAACGCCUUGUAGAAGAGUUCAAGAACAGCAGUUACGCUAACGAAACACGAGCCGAGUUAAGGUGUAUUCUCCAAACCAAGGAAUGCGUUUCGCAGAUGAGGCCUCGCAGCAUCACCUACAACACCUCCUUCCUUCACCAACUCCAGUGGGUUUUUCAGAGAACCUUCCAGAACCUCAUGUUGACUCCACAAACGUCUGUGGCUCAGGUGGGAGUCAACAUUUUCCUUGCCCUUGUUGUAGGAGCCAUUUUCUUUGCAGUCCAAGAUGAUCAGAGUGGUCUUCAAAACAGGAUGGGCGCGCUCUUCUUCAUCACGACCAACCAGUGUUUCAGCACUGUGUCUGCAGCCGAGCUCUUCAUCACAGAGAGGAACCUGUUUGUGCACGAGUACAUCAGUGGCUACUACAGAGUAUCUGUGUACUUCCUAUCUAAAAUCCUCUGUGACCUCGCCAUGCGAACCGUCACCUCUGUUAUCUUCAGUGCCAUCGUCUACUUUUUGAUUGGGCUGAAGUCCACAGUGGAAGCUUUUCUCAUCUUCACAUUCACAGUGACCCUGGUGGCCUACACGGCCACAGCCAUGACCAUGGCCAUCUCAGCCAAUCAGAGCGUCGUCGCUCUCGCCAACAUCUUCAUGACCAUAACGUUUGUCUUCAUGAUGAUUUUCUCCGGUCUGCUGGUGAACCUUCCCAGCAUUGUGGACUGGCUGGCUUGGCUGAAGUACUUCAGCAUUCCUCGAUACGGCUUCGCAGCCUUGAAGAUCAACGAGUUUGUGGGUUUGAAUUUCUGCGAGGAGCCGCCGAUCCAGAACGCCAACAUGUCUGCAACAACGGCGGGCUGCGGUGUGAGCGCAGCGGGCCAGAUGUGUACAGGUGAGCAGUACCUGGACUACCUGGGGAUAGAGUACAGCCCCUGGGGAUUGUGGGAAAACCACGUGGCGUUGACUGUUAUGAUGGUCGUGUUCCUCUUCGUCGCCUACCUGAAACUGCGCUACAUCAGGAAGUUCACCUGAAUUAAACCGUGACAUUUUAAGAUUUAUACUCUCUUACAAACCGUUUCCCACAAAGAAACGAUAAAUAAAAUGCUUGGCUCUGUCCGGACGUCUGGAAAGCUAGAAAUUAAAGAGAAUAAUGUGUCAACAUGGAGGAAAACGACCCAUAAUUUAAAGUAAACAAACACUGCUGGAUUUCACUCUGACCAGCAGAUUCUGGAAAAUCGUAGAUUUUAGGAGAUCUGCAUUUUUCUGGUUAUAAGGUUCUGUGAAAAAGUAUUUGCAUCCUUUUCUGCUUCUGAUUUUUUGUUACAGUUUUUCUUUUUAAGAUAAUCAAUUGAAUAAUGACGGAGUGUUAUGAAAACAUUUAAACUCUUAGAGUUACUUUUGAACCAUAAAAAUUGGGAUAUUAACCAACAUAUUUGAUGUGUAUUGAUGAUUGUGAUGAUGGAACUCCAUAAAAUGUAAUGUUGCUGGUUUCUCUUAGUGACUGUAUCGUGUUUGUAUGACUUUUAUUUUUGUUUUGUUUUUUAUGUAAAGCACUUUGAACUGCCUUGUUGCUGAAAUGUGCUGUACAAAAUAAACUUGAUUGAAUGAUUGAUUGAUUGACAUCACAAGAAUAAAGCCCUAAUAUUGGACAAGAAUGAAGUGAUAUUAUGAGAAUAAAGUUAUAACAUUAUGAGCACAAAGUUGUAAUAAUAUGAGAAAAAUAGUCGUAAUACGAGAGUAAAGCAGUAUGACAAAUCCGUCACAUAAA
This is a messenger RNA of Gambusia affinis (western mosquitofish), 2881 nucleotides long. It is a transcript of the gene abcg2d, whose product is annotated as ATP-binding cassette, sub-family G (WHITE), member 2d. NCBI's taxonomy places the organism in Eukaryota, Metazoa, Chordata, Actinopteri, Cyprinodontiformes, Poeciliidae. The record is from RefSeq and is a predicted model, not a curated record. The coding region runs from base 148 to 2145 and encodes 665 amino acids. Gene Ontology annotation, cellular component: plasma membrane. The transcript is spliced from 16 exons. Gene Ontology annotation, molecular function: ATP hydrolysis activity; ATP binding; ABC-type transporter activity.